AUGGGUAAUAAAAAUUCACGUUCAAAACAUGAACGAUCAGUAAUCAAAAAUAUACAAGAAUUUAACCAAAUAGAAUCAGAUCAAGAAAGACAUGAAAAGUUAUUGGAAUAUUAUUUCUCGAAUGAUACCGAUUUUAUGGAUAGACUUCAUGUAUUUCAUUUUCUUAGACAACAUGUAUUUCAAAGUAAUUUUUCUUCCCCAAUUGAAGAUAAAUUAAUUGAAGGAGGGUAUAAAGUUUUAGAUAUUGGGUGCGGCCCUGGUACAUGGUCAUUAGAUUUAUCAAGCAAACAUGCAAAUUCUAACUUUAUUGGAAUUGAUGUUGAACCAAUGUUUCCACAUGAAAUAAAACCAAAUAAUGUUAAAUUUAUUGAAGCCGAUGUAUCUAAUGGAUUAUCAUUUGGUGAUAAUGAAUUUGAUUUUACACAUAUAGAAUUAAUGAGACUUAUUUAUACAUCAGAUAAAUGGGAUUUCAUUUUUUCUGAGUUCAUUAGAGUAACGAAACCAGGUGGAUAUAUUGAAGUAUCUGGUAGACGUAAUGAAGAUGUUGUAAGAGCUCCGAUUUAUAGUAAAUUGAUGGAUAUAGUUAAUAUAAGUGGUACAAAACGAAAUUUAGAUGUAAAUUUGAUUUAUAAUCUAGAAUCAAAAUUUGAGUUGCAUCCGAAUAUAGAAAAUGUUCAUCGAAUUGAAAAAAAAUUUAUUAUAGGACCCAAUGGUGAUAAAAUUGGUUUGAUUACUCAAGAUCUGGCUUUAACUCAUUUCAAAACAGGACCGUUAAGUAAAAUUCUGCCUGAGGAAAUGGGAAUUUCUGAAGAAGAAUACAAAAGUAUGAUAGAAAAAGAUCUAACCGAAGAAUUCGAACAAUCUUGUUCUGAAAGUAUUUAUGUUAGGAUUUGGGCGCAAAAACAAUUAAUGUAA
Rhizophagus irregularis DAOM 181602=DAOM 197198 is the source of this 915-nucleotide messenger RNA. RefSeq lists its product as uncharacterized. Gene Ontology annotation, molecular function: methyltransferase activity. Lineage: Eukaryota; Fungi; Glomeromycota; Glomeromycetes; Glomerales; Glomeraceae. The record is from RefSeq and is a predicted model, not a curated record.